Messenger RNA from Scleropages formosus (Asian bonytongue), 2502 nucleotides. RefSeq names its product tudor domain containing 3 (gene tdrd3). The record is from RefSeq and is a predicted model, not a curated record. Gene Ontology annotation, molecular function: protein binding. Gene Ontology annotation, cellular component: nucleus. Lineage: Eukaryota; Metazoa; Chordata; Actinopteri; Osteoglossiformes; Osteoglossidae. Bases 93 to 2330 code for a protein of 745 amino acids. The transcript has 13 exons.
GCGUGUGUAAACAGUUGCCACGGUGUUGAACCUUUUUUAAUUGAAUUAUAAAGUAAUAAUAAGCAACUUUCCUUUCUAAAAGUACGUAUUUAAUGAUAAUGACGGAUGGGGUUUCGGAGAGAAGUCAGGAGCCCUCCGUCGACAGUUUGAACUGUAUCAGUAAAGGAAAAAUGGAGGACGUCGUCUCAUCCCUGGUCAAAGAAGGCUGGUACCUUUCAGAUGAGGGAGUAGUGGCUUGUACAGGUUCCUUAGAGAAGCUGUCUCUCCAGGACAUCAUCUGUAUUGCACUUAAUAGUGACCUGAGAUCCAUUGGCAAGAAAUUUCUACCUAAUGAAAUCAACAGCGGGAGAGUGGAAAAGUUGGAGGGCCCGUGUGUCGUCCAGCUGCAGAAGCUCAGGAACGUGGCGGCACCAAAGGACCACGAGGAGUCCCAGGCAGCCCCCCGGAUGUUGCGCCUCCAGAUGACGGAUGGGCACACCACCUGUGUGGGCAUAGAGUUGAAGCACAUGUCAAAAAUCAGUCUGAACACCCCACCUGGAACAAAACUGAAGCUCCUUGGAACUGUGAUGGUGAAGAAUGGCCUCUUGCUACUGGAUGACUCCAAAAUUGUUGUUCUUGGUGGAGAAGUUGAGCACAUGAUUGAAAAAUGGGAAUUGCAAAGGAGUUUGGCAAAACACUGCAGAAGUAACAUUGGUGCAGAAGGUGGCCCCCCUCCUUUUGUCCCUUUUGGUCAGAAAUGUGCUACCAAAGAGCAAGUGGACAGCAAAGAGCUGGAUCAAAGAAGGACUCUGCAAGUCACUGGCACGGUGAAGACUGCAGAUGAAGAUGAUGAGUUUGAGAAGCAGCGGAAAGCUGCCAUUGCUGAGAUUUCGAAGAGCAAAGAGACCCGGACAUUUGGCGGCGGAGGCAACGCAGGCAACAACCUUGCCAAUCCUGGCUCCACAUAUAAGAGCCGUGACAGCGGCCUGAGGAAGGGGGAGGAAAAGUGGACUGAGGGCCAAUCAGACGGACUGUACCGAGAGCUGGUUGAUGAGAGGGCUUUACGGAACAUCAUGGAAAUGGGCUUCAACAUAGAUGCAGCAAGGCAGGCCCUCUUGGACCACAAUAACAAAGUGGAGGCAGCCCUCAACUUCCUGUUGUGCAACCAACCCAACUCUGGCUCAUCAGAGUACAGUCGACCACCACCCAAAGCUAGGGGGAGGGGUCGAGGAAGAACCAGACAAGAUGAAGACGAAGAUGCAGGAGGAAGGCCCUCUGGCCCCAGCACCCUAUUUGAUUUCCUGGAAUCAAAAAUGAGUGCUUUUUCCAUUGAUGAGCCAAAGAGUCAGCCUAGUCAGAGGGUCGAGGAGCCACCGACCAGGACUUUGCCAAACAAGGACCAUGUCAAAGACCUGGCACAGGGGAAUUCUUCCCGGAACGAUAGAAAGCAACAGAGGAAUGACAAGCCCCCCCGCUUCCAGAGAGACAGUGACUUCCCCAAGCCAGGGGGAGACGCUGCAAUCCCAACCCAGAAUUUCAAACCUGAGAGGAUAAAUGCAGGACACCUGGACAAGCAGAAAGAUGAGAUCCAGAAGGGCGGCAGGCCAUCAAUCUGUACUUCACGACCCGGGGGCCAGGCUUCCCCUGUAGAGCUUCCUCAAGGAUCUAGAGGUCAUCCAGGGUCUGGAAGAUGCCAGCAAGGGUCCUACCCACCAUCGAAGAAGGGCCCAAGAGAAAAUGGGCCUCAGUCCAGGCCGCCAGACACCAAUGGCACAGGGGAUUUUAAAGGAAACUCUCGGACCGAUUCGAGUAAACCCGAGGCGAGAAAAAGGCGGGGCAAAUGCGAUAGGUCAAACUCUGAUCUAUUGGACAGGAAAUCUGGUGCUGAAGAAGCUUGUGAUUACUCCAAGCCUAGGAGUAAUAAGGACACUUUUGUGUCACAGGAUUUGUCCAGGGUCCAGAUUGGAAAUACACAGGCACAGAAUGGGAGCUCUGAGCAUAAGCGGACCGGACCUAUAAAACCAAAAUCUAACUCCCACUCUGGUGCUCGUGGACUGAAUCACUGGAAGCCAGGAGACCAGUGCCUUGCCCUCUAUUGGGAGGACAAUAAGUUUUAUCGUGCUGUAAUUAAUGGUGUGCACCAUUCGGGGUCAACUGCUGUAGUUGUCUUCAGUGAUUAUGGGAACUGUGAAGAAGUUCUUCUUGAAAACAUCAAACCUUUACAGAAAGACUCAUGGGAUAAAGACUGUUUACAUGAGACAUCACUGGAGUACCGUCGAGGCGGAGGUGGCCAGGCCAAGCGCACACGCCCAACACAGCCAUACUACCAGCCACCGAGAGCUAAAGAUUGACAAAUGGGCAAGGUAAGCGAAAGGUGUGAGGGAAGGUAAGAGGACUCAAAAUUGCAUCUUUGCAUCUCAUCACUUAGUUUCUUUGUUGUAGUUUUUCAUUUGAUUUCUCAGAAAACUGUUCAACACAUCUGCAAACUGAAUCUUUUUGCAGAUCGGUUAACUUCUCCCCCCC